This is a messenger RNA of Meira miltonrushii, 1686 nucleotides long. RefSeq lists its product as uncharacterized. The coding region runs from base 21 to 1562 and encodes 513 amino acids. The record is from RefSeq and is a predicted model, not a curated record. NCBI's taxonomy places the organism in Eukaryota, Fungi, Basidiomycota, Exobasidiomycetes, Exobasidiales, Brachybasidiaceae. The transcript has a single exon.
CUUAUUUCUUUGAUCGUAUAAUGUCAACAACCUCCUACCAACUUCAAUACAACAAUAUCGUCUUUCAUCAUGUACCAAAUUCUCAAGCUCCAGGCCUGUUGGGCGCAAUGCUCGUCUUUGCAUUUUGCCUGGGCGUGAUCAGUCUGGAAUUGGUGUUCAAUUUGGGGUAUGACUACAAGCUAAUCAAAAGAAUUGGUUGGAAAGAACCUCAUUCAGCGUUAAAUCGACUUGCAUACUUUCUUUGUCGUUACGGUUCUUUUUUGUUCUUUUUGAUCACUUUGAUCUUUAUGAAUGCGCCUGGCACUGAUUGUGAUCGCUUUGCAAUUGCUGUCAAUGUGAUGUGGGUAAUCCCAUUCAUCUUUGUCGAUUUGAUCUUCGUACAACGCACUCUGGCUGUGUAUGGAUGGAACAUGCUCUUGACCGUCUCUUUGGGAUCUUUGUAUCUGAUCUACGUCGCCCUGUGCUCAUAUAGCGUGAUCAAAUUUGGACGAGGUUACAAGAUUCCAUAUUCCGACUUUUGUGCAUAUCAAACAUUCUCGACACAUUCGGAGCCGCAUGCUACGGCUUUUAUCGUUUUCUUUGUCAUAAUGACUUUGUUGGAUACUUUAGUUCUUCUAUUGACAACGCAUCGACUAUUGGAAGGAGGGCUAUUGAGUUUGGGAGAAGUCAUUUUGACCAAAGUGAGCAAGAUAUGCGAAACUCGAUUGCCAAAUAGGUCACAAGAGAAGACAGAAGAGGAAGAAGAGUCUUUGAAAGGAUUACUGCUGCGACAAGGUAUUAUUUAUUUCCUCAUUUUGGAGUUUUCAAGAUUUGCAUUUUUGAUCGUCUACUAUACGGUCAACAACAACACCUCAUUUCAAGUAUUGAUUUGCGGCAUCAUUGUGCUGAUAGGUCCAUUGAUGGCCGGCAUGCUGUUCCGCCAAACUUCUGAAGCUGUCAGACGUACUCAAUACACAAAAGAUGCAGAAAGAGGUCAGGUAUCCAGUUUCGGUAAUUGUGGCAGUCCUGAUCCCAUGACAAACUCUUUCCGACCGCUUCUUUCGAUGCCUUCCAUCCCCAAUAUCGUGCGAGAUGACAGUAUAAAUUUGGUUUCAUCAAGACGCUACGAUUCGAUGUCAUCAAUGGAGAUGUCUCCCAAGAAAUUCAAAAGUGUGGAAAAUUUUGGAGGUAAUAUGAGCCGAAAAAGUAGUGGUUCUUUGCUGUACAAUCUGAACAAUGAAGCAUUCAAGGCAGAAGGUUUAGAACAGGUACAUGUUGACCUAACACAGCGUCCGGACAUCGAACUGGUACCUGUCACCUCAAAUUCUUCCAUGCAUCACCGCUCAAUCAGUCAAGGCACGACUUCUUCCCCAAGACAAUCCCCACAACACAAACGAUUCUAUUCAGCCAAGACGCCCUACCUUUCCAAUUCCGAUCAUGGACAUCGUGUAUUUGCACCUACCACGGAUUAUUCUCGUACGAUCUCAAGAGUAGAAGAUGUACAAGACAGUGCACCCGUUCCGUUCGCACAACAAAGACGUGGAAGUUCGAAGAAUAUUCAUGCUCACGGAGUGGCUCGAUAAGUUUUAUUUUCAUUUUCGUUUUCGAUUAAUUGUUUCCCCCUCAGCACCUAGCAUCAGACUGUAUUCUACUUGCAUGUUUGUAUAUAAGCACGUUUCGUUAAUCAACUUCUCGCCAAUGAGGAAG